Messenger RNA from Gambusia affinis (western mosquitofish), 1084 nucleotides. RefSeq names its product granzyme B(G,H)-like. Bases 326 to 1084 code for a protein of 252 amino acids. NCBI's taxonomy places the organism in Eukaryota, Metazoa, Chordata, Actinopteri, Cyprinodontiformes, Poeciliidae. Gene Ontology annotation, biological process: proteolysis. Gene Ontology annotation, molecular function: serine-type endopeptidase activity. The record is from RefSeq and is a predicted model, not a curated record. The transcript is spliced from 5 exons.
AUACCUUGUUGGUUAGUCAGCUGAAAUACAUCAUUAAAGUCAGCCACCAGAAAAAAAGCCCUAAGUCACAAACCUGUUAAAUCCAGAAAGUCUGGCCUUUAAGACACAUGCUAAUGAUCAAAAAAAAAAAAAAAAGGAUUAUUGUAAUAUAGCACUGUUCCAUAAAAGCAACAGCAAAGGUAUGUGUGAUACAGGUUUCACUCAUGCAUGAAUCUUUUUAACACCUCCCCACCAGUCGGUGUUUCCGUUUGUGAGUUUUGAGGCUGAGUACAGAAGGUGUUGAGGGGGCUCUACAUGCCAGACUGUUCAUCCUUUCCCUGCAACCAUGAAACACGCAAUUGCCGUCACUUAUGUCCUUCUGCUCAUCAACUUCAGUGGGGCAACUGAGCAUGGUAUAACAGGUGGCAAAGUGGCAAAACCGCAUUCCAGACCCUACAUGGCAUCACUCCAGAUUCAAGGACAGCAUAUAUGUGGUGGGAUGCUUAUCCGGAAGGAUUAUGUUCUAACCGCAGCACACUGCAAAAAUUGUUCCCAAGACAUUACAGUCGUCCUUGGGGCACAUAACAUCAGCAAGAAGGAGAGAAGCCAACAAAGGAUUAAUGUGAAGAAGUACCAUGUACAUCCGGAAUUUAAAGCCGGCCAAUACGAGUAUGACAUUAUGCUCCUUCAGUUGGAAAAAAAUGCCAAAGUCAACGACAAUGUAGCGACAAUUGAUUUAGCAACAAAAAACGAGGACAUUCCUGCCAACACAAAUUGUGAAGUGGCCGGCUGGGGAAGAACUGGACCAAACCAAACCAUUUCAGAUGUUCUGAUGGAGACCACAGAGAGUAUCCAAUUCAGCUUUGAGUGCAAACAUAUCUGGAAAAAGUAUUUCAAUUCCACACAUAUGAUCUGCACCAAGUUUAACAAAAAGACGGGAGGAAUAUGUCAGGGAGAUUCUGGGGGACCUCUCAUUUGCGACUCCAAGGCUCAAGGAAUAACAGCUUUUACUUUUGCAAACGAAUGUGAUGACCCAAAGCAUCCACAUGUUUUCACUAAAGUUCGUUCCUUUCUCCAGUGGAUGAAAAAGGUGAUGAAAGACUGA